CUUUUUACUUCCUCCCAUGGAGGGGUUUCCUUCUCUUUCCCCUUCCACUGCAUGAGGACCCUCAUUCGUUUCUUAACUGGACCGUGCGACAUUGCUAUUAUUAUGUCUCCUACCCACUUGCUUGCCAUAGUCCUUCCCUAAUACUUUGGACGUGCCAACCCGGCCAUUUCGCGGCCUCGCUCUUUCCCCGAGGUCGAUUCCUGACUACUUCGGUUUCUCUUUCUAGUUUGACAUUGACCAUCACUUAUUAAUCUUUUCCACCUAUUGGCUACUAGUUCCAUAAUCCUUUAUUACUCCCAUCGCUCCUUCCUACUCUUUCGUUGCAUGCGAUAACUCUUCCUGCCUCCCCCGCCAUCAUGGCGACAGUGUCAACCGCCCCGUCGGACCUGCCCCUCGAGCAGCUCUCCUUGUACCAUGCCUCCGAUCCCUAUCUGUCGGCCGUCUUCAUCUUCUACGGCCCUGUUGCGACUGCAAAUGCUACCGUCAGCAGCUCGCGCAUUCAGGCGCAUAUCCUCUCCCCCGCCGGCUUCCAAAGUUACCCGCGCAUUACCGUCUCCCCCGCAGCCCCGUUGUACGCCGCUGUCAACCACUUGCCCCGGGAAAAGCAAGGCGAUGAGGUCAGCCGUGGUCUCGCCGUCAGUAUGCUGAAAUACUUCGCAGAGCUGUCGGAUCCCGCCAAGGAGUGCCUGCAGGCUAUCUCUCGCGCCGAGAAACCCGGGGUGCGGCUGCCCAAGCUUUUCGAUGAGAUGCAUGCGGCGGAAAUAGCAAAUCGCAUGGCGAAAAUAGAUCACACAGCGGACAUUGUGCGCGAUAUCAGAGGCGCUUUCCAAGAGCGCAAGGUUCCGUGGGUAGAUGUUGAUGUCAUUCUCCCCGCCGGAGUGAUUCAACCUCCUCCCCAGCCUGAUAUUGAUGAUGAUGGUCAUGACGGUAAUGCGGAUUUUUUUGAUGCACCCGAUCUUCAAUAUGGACGAUACACAUCUCUUAUUCGAUCUCUUGGAGCGCCGAUGUUUUUGCCGACGUCUCGACUGAAGCGCGCCCCUUCACAGCCGACCAAUGUGAGCAAGUCCAGGCUCUUUUCCAAAAGCCAGAAACAGGCCCUUCGCUUGACCAUGUGCGAGGUCGUUGAUACAGAGGAGAGAUACGUCAACAAACUCUACACCCUUGUGUGUAAUGUCGCGGAGGAGUUUCGGUUAAAGGCCCAAGCAAGAGGCGCAUCUAGUACCAGUCCCGACGAGUCUGACCUGGCCACGCUCUUUCCACCAUGCUUAAAUGAGAUCCUUGAAGUUAAUAUGGGGUUUUUGGGGGUGAUUCGACAGAUCCUCGAAGAGACAGAAAAAGAAGCUAUCGAUGAUAUCACCGAGGAUACACAACUCCCGUCGUCCGUGUCACAACGUUCCUUCUCAAGGGAGGAAAAUGAUGCGAUUGGUGCGGUGGCAUUCGCCACUGCGCUUCUGGAGUGGUUCCCCAGAUUCUCCCAGCCUUACGCGGACUAUAUGCGGGCCCAUACUGGCUUUACACAGACGCUCAACUCAUUCAUGAGAGAUAAAAAUUCCAGCUUCUCGAAGCGAGUGUACAAGACGGGAGAACAAAAGCUGCGUUCCCUGCUCAUGGAGCCGGUGCAACGUCUUCCGCGUUACAGUCUCCUUAUCGAUACUAUGACUAGCAGUUUGCCUUUGGUUCAUGCUGCCGUACGACCCCUACUCAAAGCGCGCGAUGUCAUCAAGGAUAUCUGCUCGCUUGACGAUACUUCAUCGACCAAUCACGACCAAAGCUUUCGGCGGUUGAAGGAGUUAGUAGACGGCUGGCCAUCCACGAUCCUGCCGAUUGGUCGCUUGAUCACCGCCGUUGAUUUCAACGAGCUAACUCCCCCCUACCAUCUCGAUGUCCCACCAAUCGAGCCCAGCGCGGGCAUUAUGCUGAUCUACAAAAACUGUUUGGUAUUACUAUCAAAGACUUUAGGGAGUAGGGCGACGGCGCGGGGUCUCCUGGCUGAUUUGGAUAAUGCUGCAGCGGCGACCAACACCACUCCAAAUUCCCCCAUUUCAAUGGAACUUCGCGUGGUACAAGUGUACGACCUACACACCGUGCGGUGUACGCAAUCCACGUGUGGCCGGAUUCUGUUUUUGGCUCCUACGUCCGCCACCUCGAGGCCGGACCAGAAUACCACGGUGGACCUGCUUGCGUUGGAGCCCAUCUCCAUGUAUGAGGGUCGUGCAAGUCGGAUCAUUGAGGAGAUUGCGAAGGCAAAGAUUGAGGGCAGGUUUUCGGACAACGAGCGGGAGAAUGGCAAAUGGUCGCUGCGGAGUCCCACCGGUACUGUCGGCAACCUCGGGAUUCUGGCAUGUGUGUUCGAAGAAGAACAAGAGGAGGCCACGCGAAGGGCCAACUUGUCGAAGAUAAGGGUUGUGUUCGAUACUUCGAGGGCGGUUUGCAGUCAAACGUUGAGCAACUCAGAUCUGGAGGUGAUUGUUUCGGUGUCUUUGGCGAAUGAAGACCAGUACCGGGUGGAUGUAGACUCAGUAGUCGGCAUUCCAUCCUCUGACAUGGUGACCGUGGACAGCUUUGUCCCCGUGCUCUCCAAGCGCUUGUUGAAUGUCCUUCUGCCGCUUCAUGGACCUCGGAAUCGGACGAUGACGGAAUCAAUCGUGCACUCCAAUUUCGAGAUCCUCCGCUACCUCACCGGUCAUCUCAUGGCCCAAUUCAAGGUUCCGCGUGGAUUUCGGCCCCCGUCUCCCUCGAAAUUGCUCUCCAGUCUUUUGGGUGGGAACCAGUCCAAGGAAAGCAACACGCCCAACUCCAAGUCGCCCAGCUCGGCGACACUGCUGGGCGAGUUCCCAAAAAUGCCGCCUCCCCGAGCCAAUAUGUCGCGGUCCAACACACUCCCUUCUGUCUUUCCGGGAAAGGAGGAAAGCCCGAUCAAGAUCUCGGUGGUGGGCGCCGCACCCUCCAAGGGGCAGGAAAGUCCGUUUAGCGCAUUGGAGCAAACGUUUGGCGCAUAUGCACUUGCCUUGCAGUCUCGUAGUGGCAACAUCGUGGGAAGAUCCCUUCGUGGGAGGGACAAUGUCGAUCGGUCCUCGGUCAAUGAGCUGUACAAUAUUCUGCUGGAAGACCCUGGGAAGAUCCAAGCCGCAGCAGAAGUCCCGGUUGAUACACUCUUCGUGGCCUUUGAAACAUUCAUGGCAAACGCAUGGAGUGAACAUAUGGGUCCAGUCAUCGACUUGGCCUCAUUAAAGAUCCUUCAAGCUCAAUUUGAUAAUAUGUUCCCGCGCGAUUUCGAAGAGAAUUUUCGACGAUUCCUAGCCGAUAUGAGCCCCCAAAAUCGCCGUGCUCUCGCCUCCAUGAUCCGGCUGCUCGCGGAGCUGCUUGAUGCCUCGGGGAGCGAUGGGGAUCGUGGGGCUUUAACUGCCGCGUUUGCAGAGGUUCUAACAGUCGAAGGAGACCCAAUGCAGCAUAUCUCUCUUUUGGACCGACUUGUGGAUGACUUUGACAAUUUGUUUGAUGAAUAUAUCCCUGGCGGUGCCUCGUUGGAGGGAACCCUGAACUGUGACCAGACCAAGUCAGUCUCCCAGACUGCGGGCUCUAUGAAUUCCAACGCAUCGUCCUUCAGGAAGCGUUUCGGCUUUAGCCUACAUCGGGAGAACUCAAAACUGGAAGGGGAGAGCAAGGUCUCGUCGAUUCUGAGGACAUUGAGCAAAAGCAAGGGCUCUGGCGACUCGGAACCUGGCACGCCAAAGGGCUCGCUGCUACGGUCCAAGUCGAUAGACAUUGAUACCGGGCUAGGCUCUCUUUUGCGACCGGGUUCGCGUGACUGCCCAGGCGCCUCCACGUCUCAGGAGCAUCUUCGGCGGCCAGGUAGUUCCCAGGAGCAGCCACCGUCUCUAUCCUCAGUUCGCGGGAUUUCGACAAAUGGGGUGGUGAAAGUACGUCGCAAGAGAAGGAGCUCUUUAUCGGAUCUUCGACCCGGCACAGCAUCUUCUGAGGUAUCUGUCGUCUCGAGUCAGGGACAAAGGCCUGGAACUCCGUUGUCUAUAUCCAACCAAUCUCGAACAGAUAUAGCGACUCCUGCCGGUCAGGCUCGACCACAGACCAGCCAUGGUUCAGGCUCCACAGUCCGAAGCACAUCGCCGGCCAAGAGUGGCUCGCCCACUCGGUUGGCUUCCCCUACUCGCCGGUCACCGACCCGUCCCGUCACCCCCAGCCGAAAAGAGAAUAUCGAUCCAAAAUUGCCGCAGACGGAGCGCGCUACCCGGAAGAAAGGAGAUGCGUCUGUCUCGCCUACCCAAGAAUCCAAGAGAAGAUCUCGAGCGACUAGCAUACCUUCGUCCCGAGCUCCUGGUCUGAAGGAGCGACCCAUCCAAGUGAAUGGCUCUGAUGCGAGGCGCCUGCAACCAACGUCUUCCCAGAAGGCCCCCAAACUGCGGUUGCAGAGCCCUCAAAAGCUUCGGGACCGUCUUAAUAGUGAAAAAAGGGCGCAAAACAUGGCUCAACAGAGUCUUAAGGACGAGCUCGACCUGAUCGGAGAAGAACUAAGGGCGCUGCGACUUACCCCAUCAAUGGCCAAAAGGGAUGGACAAGGCCCCGAGCCACUUGAUGAGCCUUUUGACUCGCCAACCCCACAUGCUGUUCUCCUAUCUCGCGUUCGCAACCUGGAGUUGAAGUUCGACACGCUAUCUGGGGAGUUCAGUGGCCGAACUGCCGCCAUCGAAAAAGACUUGGAGUCGUCUCUUGUGGUCAGCGAAAAACGAGCCAAAAAGCUCGACGAACUUUAUCGCGAGGCCAGCGCUGAAAAUGAAGCCCUCUACGAUCGAUUCAAUUCGGAGCUGAGCAAGGUCGCUAAAGACGUGCGAGCUGGAAACGCCGAGGAAUCCCUCAAAACCCAGCUUUCUUCAGCCUUGGAAGAAAUCGGACGGCUGAAGAAGGAAAAUUUUCGACUGAAACGAGAAGUUGGGGGAUUGCGCGCUCAGCAAGCGGCGGUGGCCUUGUUGAAGGCAAGCGAAUGAACGAUCUAUCUGGGGGCUGGUUGAGUAGGCUUAUUUUCUUACUCUAAUUUCUUUUUUUUUUCUUUUUUUUCUUUUCCCCCCCGUGGGAUAUCUUCGAACUGGAUAUGAGUGAUGCC
Molecule: messenger RNA, 5116 nt
Organism: Aspergillus sclerotioniger CBS 115572
Lineage: Eukaryota; Fungi; Ascomycota; Eurotiomycetes; Eurotiales; Aspergillaceae
Product: putative Rho guanyl nucleotide exchange factor
Exons: 3
Coding region: 357-5000 (1547 amino acids)
Molecular function (GO): guanyl-nucleotide exchange factor activity
Source: RefSeq, a predicted model, not a curated record